Messenger RNA from Penicillium cataractarum, 1155 nucleotides. RefSeq lists its product as uncharacterized. The transcript is spliced from 3 exons. Lineage: Eukaryota; Fungi; Ascomycota; Eurotiomycetes; Eurotiales; Aspergillaceae. The record is from RefSeq and is a predicted model, not a curated record. Bases 1 to 1155 code for a protein of 384 amino acids.
AUGGCUGCAACAUCCCCGUGCGCAGCCACGGUAGUCACCGAGAACUUGGUCUUGAAGUCACCGGUCUUCUUGCCAUCCUGGAAGAUCUCGACCGCCUCUGCAGCACCGACCAGUACGGUUGAACCAGCGGCGGCAACGCCCUUGGGCUGCGCGGUGAGCUUCGACGAGGUGCCGGUCCAGACCGGCAAUGUAUCCGGGGUGGCCCUCGCCCUCGAUCUCUUCCGCGGAGCCAGAGGCAGCCUCCCAGCUGCAGACGCGACCCUCAAAGCUUCCAGUCCAGAGAGUCUCCUUGCUAUCCGAAGUGGACUGGCCCAGAGAGGUGAUACUCUUCUGGUGGCCCUGAAUCACCUGUCGGGGCUUGGGGUUACCCUCGACAAGGUAGUUCAGAUCGCCACUGAGAGACAAACUGAUAAGCAGGUUGUCGCUGCGGCCAGGAGGCCAAACGACGCCAACCUGGUGGUCACGGACAGCGUUGGCACCCUCCUCGCCGAGAGUCCAGCUCUGUGUGGUCUUGCCCGCCUCAACAUCCCAGAUCUUGACCAUGCUACCCUUGUGCUCACCCUCGCCAAUCUGGCCCUUGGUCUCACCAGUCUUACCAUCGUAGAGCCAGAUCUUGCGGUCUGCACCCACACUGACCAAGUGCGAACCAUCCGGGCUAAAGCCCACGCCGUAGAUAUAGUUGGUGUGCUUGUCACCAAUGCCGGUGUUGAACUUGAAGGGUGCGCCGUGGUAGAAGACCAGCUUCUUAUCGUCACCCGCGGCCGCAGCGCGGAGAGGCCUCUGCUGCCUGAUCGAGACAGAGUUGAUCUGUUGCGUGUGGCCGUAAAUUUCACCGACGGUGUUUCCACUGUCCCAGGUAAUGCAGUGUCCGUAGCGCUGCUUUCCGUCACCGACAGCAAUGAUGCGCUGAGAGUCACCGUCCCAAGCCAAGUCAUUGAUCCGGCCGUUGACAAUGCUGUAGUCGCCCUUGGUAAUACCCUCUCCAACACAGUCCCACACUCUCACAGUACCGGUAGCAUCACCGCUAGCAACAUAGAAUCCAGAGGGGGAGAAGCGCGCGACGGUGGUCUGAGCCUUGUGUUCGGUGUACUGUCUAGCGAUUGCGGGGUUGUCGAUAGAGCGGAUGAAGAUGGAUUUGUUCGACUGCAGGAUUGA